Messenger RNA from Neltuma alba, 2434 nucleotides. RefSeq names its product UDP-glucose 6-dehydrogenase 1. The coding region runs from base 763 to 2205 and encodes 480 amino acids. NCBI's taxonomy places the organism in Eukaryota, Viridiplantae, Streptophyta, Magnoliopsida, Fabales, Fabaceae. The record is from RefSeq and is a predicted model, not a curated record. Gene Ontology annotation, biological process: glycosaminoglycan biosynthetic process. Gene Ontology annotation, cellular component: nucleus. Gene Ontology annotation, molecular function: UDP-glucose 6-dehydrogenase activity; NAD binding. The transcript is spliced from 2 exons.
UCACUGUUGACUCCAGUCUCUGUUGUUACGCUGGAACCAACCAUUCUUGUUAAGUCUCGUUUCACCGGUUUAUCUUAUGAUAAUGGAAUGUCUAGUCCUUUUAAUCGACGGUUUUGGUUCUGAUUUGUUUUAUAGUCUGCGGAUCCGUCGCUUCUUCUUACGUUGUUAGUUAUUUCAGUUGUCCAAUUCUAUGCUUAAUUCAAUGCUGUGUGCAUCAGCUUUUGUUGUUUGAAUUUUCUUAUGUGAAGCUCGUUGACAAUGGAUCUACUAGAAUUCAUGUUUGAUUUAUAGAGAUCGCCAGCAAUUCGUUUGUGAUUGUCCAAUUUGAGCUAGAUCUACUAAUAUUGCGUUUGUAAGAUUGAUAGCGAGUGGUCAACCUAUAGUCUUCCUGAAAGCUAAUGAUCAAAGUGUCAGCUUUUGCAUUCAUGUAUUAGAUCUGGUUUCUCCUUAUCUCCUUUUAUGGAUACUGGAAGAAAAUAAGUCGAAUUCCUUUUAUUUGCUAGAGUUACUUUUAUUGGGUAUAGAUCUUGCACCGACCUUUAGAUGAUGACAUGCACUGGUUUUCUAUGUCGAGUCUAAUACGUUUGACAACGUCAUCUUAGUUUCCACCAUGUUGGAACAUAGUGACACUUGGUUGUGCUCACCAGUCGUCGAGUAGUGAGGCCGUAUCAAUCAUGCUUGAACUAAUCUUGAAUCUCCAAUCCAAGCAACACGCACGGAGACUACUUGAACUCAUGCCUCAACGUUGUUAAAAGAAGAAAAAUGGUGAAGAUUUGCUGCAUUGGUGCUGGCUAUGUCGGGGGACCUACCAUGGCUGUCAUUGCACUUAAGUGCCCCUCCAUUGAAGUGGCUGUUGUUGAUAUCUCUGUAUCCCGUAUUGCAGCCUGGAACAGCGACCAGCUUCCUAUCUAUGAGCCAGGCCUUGAAGAUGUUGUAAAGCAAUGCCGUGGCAAGAACCUCUUCUUCAGCACAGAUGUAGAAAAACAUGUCUGUGAAGCUAAUAUUGUGUUUGUCUCAGUUAACACACCAACCAAAACUAGGGGUCUUGGAGCUGGAAAAGCAGCAGACUUGACAUACUGGGAGAGUGCUGCUCGCAUGAUUGCUGACGUCUCAAAGUCUGAUAAAAUUGUGGUUGAGAAAUCUACAGUCCCAGUCAAAACUGCUGAGGCUAUUGAGAAGAUUCUUACCCACAAUGGCAAGGGGAUUAAAUUCCAGAUUCUAUCUAACCCAGAAUUCCUUGCUGAAGGAACUGCAAUUCAAGAUCUCUUCAAACCAGACCGUGUGCUCAUUGGUGGUCGGGAGACUCCUGAAGGACAGAAAGCCAUUCAAGCAUUGAAGGAUGUUUAUGCUCAGUGGGUUCCUGAGGAUCGAAUCCUUACCACAAAUCUUUGGUCUGCAGAGCUGUCUAAGCUUGCAGCUAAUGCUUUCUUGGCCCAAAGAAUUUCAUCUGUCAAUGCCAUGUCCGCACUCUGUGAGGCCACUGGGGCAAAUGUCAAACAGGUGUCCUUUGCUGUUGGUACGGACUCAAGGAUUGGACCCAAGUUCCUCAAUGCUAGUGUUGGCUUUGGUGGGUCCUGCUUCCAGAAAGACAUCUUGAACCUUGUUUACAUCUGUGAGUGCAAUGGUCUUCCAGAGGUAGCAGAGUACUGGAAACAGGUGAUUAAGAUCAACGAUUAUCAGAAGAGCCGUUUUGUGAAUCGUGUUGUUUCCUCAAUGUUCAACACUGUUUCUAACAAGAAGAUUGCCAUUCUGGGAUUUGCCUUCAAGAAAGACACUGGAGACACUCGUGAGACCCCGGCUAUUGAUGUUUGCAAGGGACUGCUAGGUGACAAAGCUCGCCUGAGCAUAUACGAUCCACAAGUCACUGAAGAGCAAAUCCAGAGGGAUCUCACAAUGAACAAGUUUGACUGGGACCAUCCUAUCCACUUGCAGCCCAUGAGCCCCUCAACGGUGAAGCAAGUCAGUGUGGUUUGGGAUGCCUAUGCGGCAACAAAGGAUGCACAUGGUCUUUGCAUUCUGACUGAGUGGGAUGAGUUCAAGACUCUUGAUUAUCAGAAGAUUUAUGACAACAUGCAGAAGCCAGCCUUUGUGUUCGAUGGCAGAAACGUUGUGGAUGGGGACAAGUUGCGUGAGAUUGGCUUCAUCGUUUACUCUAUCGGUAAGCCACUGGACCCGUGGCUCAAGGACAUGCCAGCAGUGGCCUGAAACAGAUCAUUUGAUUAAGGGGACUGCGUUCCCCCUCAGUUUGAUUCUUUAUUAUUUUCAUAAGAGUUUUUCUUUUGGUCCUUUCUCUUUCCCUUUGUAGUCGGCACAAAAUUGGUAAAAAUUCAGGGAAAGUAAAAAGGCUCUAUGUUUUGCCUUGCUUUUUGUAACCCAUUUCACUAUUACCUGGAUGUUAUGAAUUUACUAGGGAAACUUGUUUUUGUUUGAUAAA